Asparagus officinalis (garden asparagus) is the source of this 1046-nucleotide messenger RNA. Its product is annotated as cyclin-P3-1-like. The record is from RefSeq and is a predicted model, not a curated record. The coding region runs from base 188 to 841 and encodes 217 amino acids. Lineage: Eukaryota; Viridiplantae; Streptophyta; Magnoliopsida; Asparagales; Asparagaceae. The transcript is spliced from 4 exons. Gene Ontology annotation, molecular function: protein kinase binding. Gene Ontology annotation, biological process: regulation of cyclin-dependent protein serine/threonine kinase activity.
AUGACUCACCAAUCUCUCUCUCUCUCUCCUCUCUCUCUCUCACCCCCACAACAGAGAUGCAAACAGAAAAUCCAGAGAGAGAGAGGGGGGGAGAGAUAUUAAUGGCACACGCUUGUAUGCCCUCUCUCUACAUGUAGACCAUUUCCCUUCUCUUAAUGUAUUCUUUCAGGACAUCUUUUGGCUAGAUAUGGGGUCUCUGGCAGCUGAAACCGAGUCAAUAGACCAGUGGAACUACAGUUUUUUAGGGCUUAGUGAAUCAGGGAAAGGAGAUUCUGAAUUUCCACAGGUUCUGUCACUGUUAUCCUCAGUUCUCAAGAGGACCAUUCAAAAGAAUGAGAGUUCAAUGGAUUCUACGACGAGGAAAGCUAAUGACACCAUUUUCCAUGGUCUCAGAGCACCAGAUCUUAGUAUACAAAGUUACACUGAGCGCAUAUUCAAGUACUCAAAGUGUAGCCCUUCAUGCUUUAUCCUUGCACAUGUAUACGUUGACAGAUACCUCGAGCAGCCAGGUGUCCAUCUUUCUUGCCUCAAUGUUCAUCGGUUGCUCAUGACAAGUGUGGUCAUUGCAGCAAAAUUCAUUGAUGAUGCGUUUUUCAACAACGCAUAUUAUGCCAGGGUGGGAGGAGUGAGUACCCAAGAGAUGAACAAAUUGGAGAUAAACUUGUUAUUUACUCUUGACUUCAGACUUCAAGUGUCCAUGGGAACGUUUAGUAGGUACUGCUCACAGCUACAAAAGGAAGCAGCAGGGUACAUCGUAGAGAGGCCAAUUCAGAUAUGCAAGCAAAAAGAGUGGACUAAGAUUCACAACUCAAAAUGUCAACCUGCUGUCCAGAGAUGUUGAUGUGCCUUGCAUUAUCAUAUUUGCGUGUAUAGUAACCCGAGAAAGGCAACAUCAUAUUGUUAUUAUUAUUUUUUUCUUUCUUUAUCAUUUGGUGCUGUUAAAUUUCUGAAAUUUCCAUGUCAGACUUCAUACUCUUAGAUGUUCAUAUUGUAGAUGUAAGAAGAGUUUCCAUGAUAUCUUUUCAGAUCUAAUAGUAGCUUCUGCA